Molecule: messenger RNA, 2384 nt
Organism: Prunus mume (Japanese apricot)
Lineage: Eukaryota; Viridiplantae; Streptophyta; Magnoliopsida; Rosales; Rosaceae
Product: camphor resistance CrcB family protein
Biological process (GO): fluoride transmembrane transport
Cellular component (GO): plasma membrane
Molecular function (GO): fluoride transmembrane transporter activity
Source: RefSeq, a predicted model, not a curated record
UUUCAUGCUUAGAAAUUAGGUGAAUGAAAUUUGGUUUCAAUAUUGGUUACUGGUCAGAACAAUUAUUGGGUGCUGGGUUUUGUUCUGUUUGGACAUCUUCAGAGUCUGUGGGUCCCGGUCAGGCUUCUGAAGAACAUUUUGUGAUUUGUUUGGUACCGAAUUUUACUUUAUGAUUUCAUUAGUUGGUAGCUCUUGCAUUGGCUGUUUGUGGGUGUUGACGAAAAAGUUGAGAAAAUUAUUGUACAAACAAGAUUCUGUAGUGUAACUGUGCUGCUCCAGUACUUAUAGAUAGUUUUCAUCUGUACCCUUCUACAUCAAUAGGCUUAUAACUUGAGGCCCUCUUUGACGUGUAUGCAAAAAAUGAUUUAACCUUUGACCUAUAGGCUUCUGUAACUGUACUGCUCAGUGCUAGAGGUCUCUGUAACUUGUGCAUAAGAAAAAUUCAGUCCAGUUGUUUAAAAAUAAUAAUAAUUCUGUGACAUCAUUCCUUCAUUCUACAAUCUUGAUAUGCAAAGUAAUUAAUAUUAUCUGAAUGAAUCUGUUUAGGUCCAGAGGUUGUAUUAUUGUCGAAUUCUGUGGACAUCUUGAAGAAUUGUUUUUGUCUCUUUCUUUCACUCAUGUCAUGGCUGCCUGAGCUUAUGUGUGAGUCGCCCCAAGAGGAAUAAAGUGCAACGGUUAUGGAGGGAGGAUACCGUGGGACUAAUGACUCUGAACUCAGACGAAGUGUAUCAAAUGAUCGAACAAGCAGUGCCACUUCUUCUUUAAGGAGGCGUUCUUUAAGUUUAUCAGGUGCUCAGCCUUCCCAAAUAGAUGAUGACAUUGAAAGUGAGCGUGUUUCAGAGGCGGGAGAUAUAGGGGAUCGGGCUCUUCACAGCAACAGGCACAGUGAGAGUGGCAGCAUCCGCUUGUUGCCUUCAGAUGAUAUUCAACUGCAAUCCUAUGGGUUCUGGUGUCGUGAUCUGGUUACAUCCACUGCAAUAUCCCCUGUCUCACCUUUGCCAGAGGAAAUCAUUUCUCCUCUUUCCACUGAUGCAGUCGUAUGCCAUGAGGACAAAAAUCAAGAAACUACAACAAAGUUGCCAAAAUUGUUGGAGUAUGGUUCAUGUAUGACUCAUUUAGCCGUUUUUGGCAUUCUUGGGGUGUUAACGAGAUAUCUGCUGCAAAAGUUGUUUGGCCCUGGAGUUGUUGGUGUAACAAGCAACCAAACCAUUCUCUACCUCGACCUUCCUUCUAAUAUGGUUGGUUCUUUCUUGAUGGGGUGGUUUGGUGUUGUUUUCAAAGGAGAUAUUUCAUAUGUGUCAGAUCAUUUGGCCAUUGGAUUAACAACUGGUUACUUGGGAAGCCUUACAACUUUCAGUGGGUGGAACCAGAAAAUGCUCGAACUCAGUGUUGAAGGCCAUUGGGUUUUUGUUCUGCUGGGUUUCUUAAUAGGUCUGUUUCUUGCGGCCUACUCCAUCAUUGUUGGGGUAGAGACAGCUAAGGGUUUUAGGCAGCUUCUUGAAAGGAGUUCAGGAUGUGGUAUAACUAGCUCUGGCAUGAGCUGGAGGGUUGACAGUCACAAGCGUCACUUGGUAGUUUUAGCUGUGUUUUCGCUGAUGCUAAUUUCUCUAUGGAGUGUAAGUGGAGUAUUGCUAAGGGAGGAGUUUAGCAGUGACAGCAGUGAGGCGCAACUAUGGUUGGCUUGCAUAGUUGGACCUCUAGGUGUCUGGAUCAGGUGGUUCUUAGCCAGGCUUAAUGGACGUGGAUUAGGCAGGAUGGGGUUGUUGAAAUGGUUUCCAUUUGGUACUCUAAUAGCUAAUGUUUCUGCAGCUUGUGUCAUGGCAGCUCUGUCUACUGUGAAGAAAGAGGUGGAUACUAAGACGUGUGAUAUUGUUGCAACAGGCAUACAAUUUGGAUUGCUGGGCUGCCUGAGUACCGUUUCUACCUUCAUUGCUGAGUUCAAUGCAAUGAGAGAAAGCAAAUACCCCUGGAGAGCAUACACAUAUGCCAUGGUUACGAUAUGUACCUCGUUUGGUUUGGGGACCCUGAUAUAUUCUGUACCUGUUUGGACAAAGGGAUACAAGUAGCAUGCUCGGGACAGCCUUUUGAUGAUUCUUCUUCUGCAAUGCAACCUUCAUUGCUGAGUUCAAUGCAAUGAGAGAAAGCAAAUACCCCUGGAGAGCAUACACAUAUUCCAUGGUUACGAUAUGUACCUCGUUUGGUUUGGGGACCCUGAUAUAUUCUGUACCUGUUUGGACAAAGGGAUACAAGUAGCAUGCUCGGGACAGCCUUACGAUAUGUUAUCCUACUUGGAUCCAAUUUUAUAAACUCAAAAACAGAUUUAGUCCAAAAACUUGUUUCGUAGGUCCAUUUUUAAAAACCUAAACCCAAUAAAAUUUCAAAAA